AUGGGAGAUUUAACUGCACAUCGUGAAAGAGCCAGUCAGUUCAUCUAGGGGGCUAAGACCUUAGAAAACGAGGAAAAGUGGCAAGAGGCUUUUGACAAUUAUAUGAAGGCACUUGAAAUCUUCAACCAUUUGAUUAAAUACGAGAAGAAUCCAAAGCUAAAUGAGAAGUACAGAUUGUUUGCCUCGGACUACAUUAACAGGGCAACACAGAUAAAGUAGACUCAUCUCAAAAGAGAAGAAGAAAAGUAACCAGAACCUAAGCAGAAUAAUACUGGAGGAGGUGGCGGAAGUGGAGGCCCUAAAAAUAAUAAUAAUGGAGGUGGCAAUAGUGGUGGUGGAUCUGGUGGUGGUAACGGCCACAAUGAUGAGAAUAAUAAAGAGGAGGAGAAGUUGCAGGAUGCUCUAUCAUCUGCUAUAGUAAGAGAAAAGCCUAAUGUGAAGUGGACUGAUGUUGCUGGUCUUGACUAGGCUAAGUCAUCUCUAUAGGAAGCUGUCAUUCUGCCGACUAGGUUCCCUUAACUUUUUACAGGUGAAAGGAAACCUUGGAGAGGUAUCUUACUCUAUGGGCCUCCAGGUACUGGAAAAUCUUACUUAGCAAAAGCUUGUGCUACUGAAGCAGACGGCACAUUCUUCAGUAUUUCAAGUUCCGAUCUCGUCAGCAAGUGGCUGGGAGAAUCUGAGAGACUUGUAAAGCAGCUGUUCAAGCUUGCUAGGGAAAAUAAGCCAGCUAUUAUCUUUAUUGAUGAGGUAGACUCCCUCUGUGGAAGCAGAAGUGAAGGAGAGAAUGAGACUUCCAGAAGAAUUAAAACUGAAUUCUUGGUUCAAAUGUAGGGAGUUGGUAAUGAUAAUGAUGGUAUUUUGGUGCUCGGUGCUUCAAACGUCCCUUGGGAACUAGACCCAGCUAUCCGUAGAAGAUUUGAGAAGAGAAUCUACAUCCCUCUUCCAGAUAUUCAUGCCAGAGCUACUCAAUUCAAGAUAAGAAUAGGCAAAACUCCAAAUGAUCUUACCGAGGAUGAUUUUAUAGAAUUAGCCAGAGCCACAGAAGGCUAUUCAGGCUCUGAUAUUACUGUAGUAGUAAAGGAAGCUAUGAUGCUGCCCAUUAGAAAAUGCCAAAGUGCCACCAAGUUCAAGCUGACUCCAGAAGGUUUCUAUGUACCAACAUACCCAACUGAUCCAAUGGGAGUAGAAAUGAAUUUGCACACUAUGGCAGAUCCCUCUAAGCUAAGAGCUCCAGAACUUAUGACCGAAGAUUUCUUCCAAGCCUUGGCCAGAAUCAGGCCUUCAGUUGCACAAGCAGACCUUGAAAGAUAAGUUUAAUUCACAACAGAUUUCGGUCAAGACGGAUGA
Stylonychia lemnae is the source of this 1347-nucleotide messenger RNA. Lineage: Eukaryota; Ciliophora; Spirotrichea; Sporadotrichida; Oxytrichidae. The record is from the annotation of a GenBank genome assembly.